Molecule: messenger RNA, 1584 nt
Organism: Tilletiaria anomala UBC 951
Lineage: Eukaryota; Fungi; Basidiomycota; Exobasidiomycetes; Georgefischeriales; Tilletiariaceae
Product: glycoside hydrolase family 16 protein
Exons: 10
Coding region: 1-1584 (527 amino acids)
Biological process (GO): fungal-type cell wall organization; (1->6)-beta-D-glucan biosynthetic process
Cellular component (GO): endoplasmic reticulum membrane; plasma membrane
Molecular function (GO): glucosidase activity
Source: RefSeq, a predicted model, not a curated record
AUGUUUGCCUUCGCGCCCACUUCUUCUGGAGUAGGGAUUAUUCGGUUGGAGCCAGAAGACGAUGACUACCUACAUGACCCUCGCUGCAGGGAAAAACAACCUUUUGCCAUGUCGUCAAGGGGGAUACUAAACGUCGCUACGCUGCUCGCCCUCUCCCUCGCCAUGCUCAUGCUUUUCGCAGGGUAUCCAUUGCUAUCCGGCCUUGGCAUCCUAAACAAGAAUAAUUUUGCGGUCGGGACUAACGGCACGGGUCAGAUACCCGACUUGCCGCUGCUUCAGCUCAUCGACACUGCUACGCCGUCGACUGCGAUGAAAUGGAGCAGUCCGGACAAGAUCAAAUAUGACUUGGUCUUCAGCGACGAGUUCCAAGUGAAUGGUCGCACAUUCUGGCCAGGCGAUGACCCAUUCUGGGAAGCUGUGGACAUUUGGUACGGCGCCACCGGUGAUUACGAGUGGUAUUCUCCAGAUAACAUUGUCACUCAAAACGGCUCGCUCGUCAUCACUUUCGAAGCAAAAGAGUCUCACAACCUCAACUUCCAGAGUGGCAUGCUUCAGAGUUGGAAUAAGACUUGCUUCCAGGGUGGCUACAUUGAAUUCUCUAUCCAAUUGCCCGGAACUCCGCAGCAACAGGGGUUCUGGCCCGGAGCCUGGAUCAUGGGAAACCUUGCGAGACCUGGCUACCUCGGCUCGACGGAUGGCAUGUGGCCGUACAGCUACUCGGCCUGCGACACUGGCAUCCUCGCCAACCAGACAAAUAUCGACGGAACAGGGCCUGAUGGUGCCAUCCACUCAAAAGGUACCUACGCCGAUAACCGGGGACACAUCUCCCAUCUGCCCGGGAUGCGAGCCUCUUCAUGUACUUGCCCUGGAGAGGACCAUCCGGGCCCCAACCGCAAAACGGCUCGUUCCGCACCCGAAUUCGACAUUUUGGAGGCCAGUGUCGUACCGAGAGGCGCCCCGACCAAGGGCCAGGCUUCGCAGUCUCUCCAAAUCGCACCUUUCGACGAGGGGUAUCACUGGUUGAAAGGCAAUGCCUCAGCCCCAAUCUACGGAUCUACCACCGAUUACAACACGUACGAGGGUAGCGUCUAUCAAGAGGCUGUGUCUGCGGUUUCGGACAUUCCGCUGGAUGGCUACGUGUCACAAGGUCAGCGCUUUGUCACCUAUGCUCUGGAGUACGAACCUGAUUGGGAUUUGAAUGGAGGCGGCUAUGUUCGGUGGUUUGUCGACGGUCAGCCCACCUGGAUGGCGACGGGCGCCGCCGUGGGACCUUCCUCAGCCAUGGAUAUAUCACAGCGCCACAUCUCACCGGAGCCAAUGGCGAUGGUUAUCAACUUAGCAAUGGCACAUAACUUCGAGCCAUCAAUAUGGGAUAGUCUCGUGUUCCCUAACCGCAUGCUGGUGGACUACGUGCGGGUCUACCAGCGGUCUGGGAGAGCAACGAAGCUAUCAUGCGACCCACCCGAUUAUCCAACGGCUGAAUACAUCAAUUCGCACCUUCAGCUCUACAUGAACCCCAACUUGACCCAGUACACUGAUGUGUACCCAUGGGUCAAGAACUCGCUCACAAACCCUGGCUGCUAG